This is a messenger RNA of Closterium sp. NIES-65, 4047 nucleotides long. The record is from the annotation of a GenBank genome assembly. Lineage: Eukaryota; Viridiplantae; Streptophyta; Zygnematophyceae; Desmidiales; Closteriaceae.
AUGCUCUUCUUGAUCUCACAGCUGAUUAGGGAGAAGCUGAAGCCCGGUGUUAGCUACUGCUGCUGGAAUCCAUGGCGGAAGACGUCGAAAGGGUCCAUUCUGUCGGUGCACAUCGCCAAGGAGGCCGGUCAGCUGGUCUUCUUCGUGAACAGCCCGUGGUGUCCCAAGCGCAGCAGCGGGAAAGAUGCCGGACUAUGGCAGCUGCUCUCCAAGGCGCCGCGGUACGACUCGCCGUUCGCCAACAACAGCCUCAUGGACCGCCUGCUGGGCGAGAUCAUGGCGCUCGAGGACUCCUUCUGCAGGACUCCGAGAUUAGGAAGUGGCAGCAGUGGUGGCGGAGGAGGCAGCAUCGGCGCCAUAAGCAGCAGCAGUGGGCGGCACAGGAGGGUGAAGUGGAGGUCGCUGGACGCCUUUGUGCGCCGCCUGCACGCCAGGCGCAGGGCGCUCUCACAUCUGCACCCACCGCCGCACGGCCUCUGCGGCUGCGUCACCCUUGAAGUCAGCUGGAGCGAUGUGCGCGGCCUCCGAUACGAGAAUGAACUGCAGGCGGAAGCCAAUCUGGCGAUGGAGGUCACACGAGUGGUGAAGCGCGAGUAUGACUCGUUUGACCACGCCGUGCACUCACAUGCCCUGCGCCUCUACCCCGCCACGCCCUCCCAUGGAGCCACACCGUUGCCUGGGAACACUCCCCUGCAGGGGACCAACGCCUCCCACGCCUCUGUGCCUGCUGCCAGUUCACGUGUCUCCACUGGUCUGUGGAUGGGCGGGAGGACGUUCAGUGGGAAUCGGGCAGGACCAAACCCUCCACACCAAGAGCAGCAGCAGCAACGCCAGCAGCAGGCAGGCACAAGCCAGUCCAGUUCGGACCUGAACGCAUGGAUGAGCGACUCCAGUGAGAGGUUUUCAGAGGGGUGCAGUGAGGUGGGCUUGCUAGACGCUGAUUUUGUUUUCCACGCCCAAUCAGAGGGUGAGUGCUGUGAUGAUAGCAGAAGCCGGGAGGUGACGAAUGGUGGAAAUCCGGCAGAGGAGAGGAUGCCGAAGGGAAUGGUGCUUGGAAACGCACCUGCUUGGUUGUUAGAGAAUGGGAGUGGUGGUGCCGCUGAUGAGAGGGAGUCCUUUUUGAGUGGGGAGCCUAGCUAUGCAUCCUGCUGGGAACAUGAGUUUCCACUGUACAGCGAGAGUCGAUCCAGUGUACAUGAUGACGUGGAAGCAGAUGGCGUGGAAUCAAGUGCAUGUGAUUAUAUUGAUGCAGAGCCACGUCAUACCUCAGAAAGCUGGGAGGAGGUGGAGGCAAAGUCACCACCCAAUGUACAUGAUGAUAUAGAGGCAGAUGGGGUGGAAUUGAGUGCGUGUGAUUUUAUCGAUGCAGAGCCACAUCACAGCCCAGAAUGCUGGGAGGACGUGGAGGCGGAGUCACAGCCCAGUGGAGAUGACGACGUGGAAGUGGUAGGGAUGGUAUCUAGUUGUAUGCGUGGAGAGAUGGAAGCAGUUGGGGUGGCAUCCAGUGUACAUGAUGACGUGGAAGCAGACGGGAUGGCAUCGAGUGUCUAUGAUGACGUGGACCAGGAUGAGGUAGUGUCGAGUGUGUAUGAAGGGACGGAGGAAGAGGCGUGGGAUAGUCCAGAGGGCUGGGAGGAGGUGGAGGCAGAAUUUUUACAGACUCUUUGUGAUGGCAGGGGCGCAGAUGGGGAAGUGUCGAGCGAGUUUCACGAGAUGGAAGCAUAUCCAAUGGAAGCAGGACCCCACCUCCCAUCCCCCCACCAAACCCGCACCCCUCCCACUCACCUCACCUACCCCUCCACCCUCCUAUCCUCUCCGAAACCCCUCCUCCCAGCCCUUCGCGCCCCUCCCACCACCAUCACCUACCCAGACACCCUCCUCCUCUUCCGCUUCACCCACCCGCAUCUCCCCGCCGCCCUUGCUGACGUCAUCACCACAGACCAGCGCCUGCUCCACCAAUUAGAAUCCGGCCUGCCUGCGUGGGCCGUUUUCCUCCAAUCCUGCGCCGGCCUCUCGGCCCUCUACCGCCCCUGGAUGCGUCCUCUCGUCGCGUACGCGUGCUUUAUAGUCUCCCUCGUUACAGUCCUCAUUGGAUUCUACGACCUGUAUAAGAACAUCCCGGUGCUACAGGAAAUGCUGGCGCGGAUGCUGGGGCCGAUAUGGUCAGUUGUAGGCACAUGGGACAUGGGAACAAGACUAAGAUACCUGGGAACGAUUCUCUUUCUGCAGAACUGGGAACGGGCAUUCAAGUGGCUAUCCUCCUCCUGGAAAGUCAUCUCGCAUGGGCUUUCCCUUCUCUCCUACCUCCUCUCUCUCCUCCUCCGUCCCUUCCAGCACCCCUGCUCGCUCCUCUCACACGCCUUCCUCCUCUGCCUCUCCAAACUCCUCUCCACCGCAUGGAACCUCGUAUCUGCCCUCAGGAAGCUGGUUACCAGCAGCGGCCGGUUCCUCAGCUACACCAUGCGUCCCCUGUGGCUGCUGGGGCAGCACACACUUGUCCCCCAACGGCUUGCUGCUGUAUCGGCUCCUCGCGCAAGCAUGCAGCAGCAGCGUGUGGAGAGUGUCUCAGCUGCUGUCUGCUCAGCUGUCGUUUGUGUAUACUCAAGCUGUGCUGCUGGGCCGGCUGCUUGGGAUGCUCCUUCACCCGCUGCUGCUCCUUGCUCGUACCCUCUGGGCCGUAGUGUAUCAUUUUCCCUGCUCUCAUGCACCUACCUCUGCCCUCUCAUCUCUCUCUCGUGUCUCAAUCCUACCAUUUCUCACACUUACGCUGCACAUUCUCACAUCCUCAUCUUUCACUCCUUCUGUCCCGCCAUCUCUCCCUCCGUCUCACCCACCAUGUCUCCCCACCGUUCUCCAGGUCGAGCCAUCAUCCUGCCCCUAGUCCAGUUCAUCCACCUCCUCCUCACGCCUCUCCUCUCCGCCCUCCUCUCUCUCCUCAAGCUCCCCCUCCAGCUGCUCCGUCUGCUGCUGCAAAUCUCCUCCUUCCUCUACUCCACCUUUUCUCACUCAUUCUCGAACUCCCUCUCCCUCUCCCUCGCCUCCUCCCUCAAAGCCCUCUCCCUUCACUUGACACACCUCUCCAACACCCUCUUGCUUCACCUUGUGUACCUUUCCAAGACCCUCGUGCAACCAAUCACAUACUCCAUAAAAGCCCUCUCUUUCACCUUCGCUUACGGAUUUAAAUCUGUGGCUAAUACUUUCUCCUAUAUCUCCAAGGCUGUUACCUCUUCCCUGCGAUUGGUCGGAGGGGCUCGAAAGCUAGGCUCGGCGACCAAGGCUGUGGGACAGCAGAUCUCUGCUGCAGGUUCGGCAGUUGGGCAGGUUUCCGCAGCUGCAGGUUCAGCGGUGGCUCGGUCGCCGUCCUCCUCUCUGCUGCAGCUGUGGCAUAACCUCUUCCAGAAGGUGGGGUUACCAGAGACAUUGUUCCGAGCCUUCAUGUGGAUCUUCAAGGGCGUGGGCUCCUUCGUAGCUGCUGCUAACAGACACCGCCUCAGCACGAGGCACUAUGUGCUGUCCCAGGCGCGCAGGCUGCAAGCUCGGUCUCUCCAAGCUGCUCAGCACGCCCAGUCAACAGUGCUCAAGUAUGGUCGCAAGCUGCUUGCUCCCCCUCGCAUUACGACCGCUCCUCCAGAGAUUCUAGUUGCUGCUCGACCAGGGGAGACUGCACGAGUGGGGAAUCGUGAGGAGGAGGGGGGGCAGGGGGGAAGGGGAGGGGGAGUCUCAGGGGUUGUCGUCACUCGUGAAGGGGCUGAGGAGGAGCAGCAGGGGGGAAGAAGAGGGGGAGUCCCAGGGGUUGCUGUCAAUCAUGACGUGGCUGAGGAGGAGUUCUGGGAUGCCCCAGAGAGCAUCAUCGAUGGGGGACCUGAGGAGGGUUGUGAAGAGGAUUCUGAUUCCGAAUGGGACAAGUUUGAGGAGGGAAGUGACUUUGAGGAUAAGGGUGAUGAGGAGGAUGAUGAGGAUACAAAGGUUUCAGGAGAUCACCAGGACGAGGAGGAGGACGAGGAGGGGGAGGAGGAGGAGGGGGGGGGAGGAGGAGGGGGUGUUUGA